Molecule: messenger RNA, 1376 nt
Organism: Polychytrium aggregatum
Lineage: Eukaryota; Fungi; Chytridiomycota; Chytridiomycetes; Polychytriales
Exons: 7
Coding region: 168-1199 (343 amino acids)
Biological process (GO): signal transduction
Molecular function (GO): protein binding
Source: RefSeq, a predicted model, not a curated record
CAACAGGGGAUGUGGAAGCCGGCAAGGGUCAGCGACAGCCACACGAAUCAACAUUCGCAUCGUAUCGUAUCGCAUCGUAUCGCAGCAGCGGCAGUGAUCGUUCGAGCAGUGACUGCUGUCGCGGACGACACAACAGCAGAAUCAAGACUGCGACAGCGCUGUCGUUGAUGCAGAGAUGCGACUUUCUGUCAUUUUAUCCAUCGCCAAAGUGGUCGACCAGAUGGUUUCGGGAUGAUACUCCCAACGACGACGGGAGUGCAAUCCUAUCGCCUGCCCACCGGGGUCUACGGAUCACUGAAAUACACUCAGGGACGCACCGCCCCGUUUCGUUCCGGACAAGCUGUAGAUCGAUAUGCAUCGCCCGGCACACCGAUCCUCGCGGUGCGAUGGAGCAUGAGCUUGCCCCCGAGGCUCGCACCCUGGUCGGCCGCGCGGGGCCUGGCGCAGGUCCUUUGAUGGCCGCAUUUUGCUGCUCCGGCUCGCUCUCCCGCCAGCCCCGUCACGCAUCUCCUGGAUCGCUCUCGCUCCAUCGCACCGUCACCAGCACCUCCAUCAUGUCGGCCCCGCCUCCCCGUCCAGCAAAACGAUCCGAUAUCAAGGAGGUCCUGGUCGUCCAGGCCCUCUACGACUACACAGCGAGCCAGCCCGACGAACUCAGCUUCACCGAGGGCAGCACCCUAUAUGUGCUCGACAAGCAAGACCCCAACUGGUGGAAGUGCCGUUCCGGCGACAAGGUCGGCAUGGUACCUUCGAACUAUGUUGGAGAAAACACCACCACCAUCGAGAAUCCGCUGCAUGAGGCUGCCAAGCGUGGAAACCUCAGCUUUGCCCGGGAACUCGUCGCUACCGGCAUUUCGGUCAACGGUUCGACGAUGACUCCUAUGGGCCCUGCGAUGAGUGAUCACUCAUGUCACGCCGAACACAUUCGUUUCUCACACGCACUUUUCGCUCGCUUACCACCGAUACAGAACAAGCUCGGCGAUACCCCUCUCCACAUGGCCGCUUGGGGCGGACACCUCCCCACAGUCAACUUGCUCCUGACCCAUUCGGAUAUCGACGUCGCCAUCAAGAACAACUCGGGACAGACGGCUCAGAGCCUGGCCAAGAACGACGCUGUUGCCGCCGCUCUGAUCCAGCACGUUGGUUCCGCCAGCUUUGUUGGAUACUCUGCUGCCGAUGUCGACUCGGAUGACGACUGAGGCUGCCGAUGAACUCACAAACAAGCCCUGGAUGACGUCCUGUGGUCGAAAAAUAUAUAGAUGUCUUGAUGAUGCCCUCCCUGCACAAGACGACAGCCACCGUCACGGAACGCUGGGGAGUGCGCCUCUGCUUCGCUUAUCGGCCAAGACUUAUCGGACAUGGGCUUGGAUACGCUC